AACACAAUCUCACGAUCAAGCUAACUCAUAAAGCUUUUUAACUAUGGGAUUCAACAGAAUCCUCUUCUGGUCACUUGCCUUUUUCACUUUUUCCCUUUCCAUCAUCAUUGUUCGCCAUUACACGCCACCUUCCCUCACCACCAUCGCUUCCAUUAAUCCUCAAAGAAAUUUCAAACAACAUGUUAUCUUAAGUAGGAUUAUAAAGCUCAGUGGGGCUGAAGACUUUGUGUCUCUAAUAACAAGAUUUGCGAGGCUUCACCCCAGAAGGAAGCAGAAGGAAAAAUGUGACAAGGCCACCUGGGAUUCUGAUCUUAUUUUGGACUACAAUGUGAGUCUUGUUUUGACGGUUAGCUUAAAGGAUUGUGGAAAUUUUAGCAGCAUACAAAAGGCAUUGAAUGCUGUUCCCGAAUCGAGUCCUGAUAAAACGCUUAUCAUUAUUGAUUCUGGCAUAUACAGAGAGAAGGUAGUGGUGGAGGCAAGCAAAACAAAUUUGAUAUUGCAAGGUCAAGGAUAUUUGAACACAAUCAUAGAAUGGAAUGAUACUGCCAACUCGACAGGAGGGACCUUUAAUAGUUACACAAUUGGAGUCUUUGCUUCUAAGUUUCUUGCUUACAAGAUUAGUUUUAAAAAUACGGCCCCAGCACCGUCGCCAGGUAUGAUAGGAGCACAAGCAGUUGCAUUAAGAGUGAGCGGUGAUGAAGCAGCAUUCUACGAAUGUGGAAUGUAUGGUGCUCAAGACACCCUCAAUGAUGAUAGUGGAAGACAUUAUUUUAAAGAAUGUUUCAUCCAAGGAUCCAUUGAUUUCAUAUUUGGGAAUGCAAGAUCUUUUUACGAGGAUUGUACCAUAAACUCUAUAUCAGCUGAAGAAGGAGCUAUGAUUUCUGGGUCCAUCACAGCUCAGGCAAGACAGUCGGAGAAUGAAGAAACUGGAUUUUCAUUUGUGAAUUGUAAGAUUAUUGGGAGUGGAAAAGUGUGGCUUGGAAGAGCAUGGGGAGCAUAUGCCACUGUGGUCUUCUCGAAAACAUUUAUGUCUGAAGUUGUUGCUCCUGAAGGAUGGAAUGAUUGGUCUAAUUCUACCAGAGACAUGACUGUCUUUUUUGGAGAAUAUCAUUGUCUUGGAGGUGGAGCCAACUACUCGUCUAGAGUCACAUAUGGAAAGCAACUUAAAGACUAUGAAGCAGGACGCUUCAUGAAUGUUUCAUAUAUUGAUGGAAACGAUUGGCUUCUUGAUCAUCGAACAAACUUAGAUGUUCUUCUAAUGUCAGAAAAAUAGGGGGGAAAAAUCUUCUCUCUUCUUGAAUUAGAGAACAUGGGACAUUGGAGAUUUUUCAAAAGUCAUGGGCCUUUGUUGACCAUGGGCCGAAGCCUGCAUGGCAAUGGAUCAACUUGGCCCAUUUUGUUCUGGAUGAAGGAUCUGCAGUAGGAGUGAAGAGACCCUUCUCCUUCCACCGCUUCAAGAGCCAUUUCUGCAACUGCAACCGCUCUUGGACGAGGAUAUUGUUCUUUAAUUUUAAGAUCGCGCAGGUUAAAACUCAGCCGUUCAGAUCUUUAUUCAUUUAUUUCUUUAUAGUUUGUAGUGUUAUUAUCGGAGUGACUCCGUUAUGAUGAGUGGCCACGAUUUGACAUGCAUUAAUUUAGUUUAUACUAAAUAUAUAUUAAAAUCUAGGUAUAUAAUUUUUUCACUCUGGA
Molecule: messenger RNA, 1689 nt
Organism: Prosopis cineraria
Lineage: Eukaryota; Viridiplantae; Streptophyta; Magnoliopsida; Fabales; Fabaceae
Product: probable pectinesterase 15
Exons: 6
Coding region: 44-1273 (409 amino acids)
Biological process (GO): cell wall modification
Molecular function (GO): pectinesterase activity
Source: RefSeq, a predicted model, not a curated record